Triticum aestivum (bread wheat) is the source of this 1724-nucleotide messenger RNA. Its product is annotated as epidermis-specific secreted glycoprotein EP1-like. The record is from RefSeq and is a predicted model, not a curated record. Bases 48 to 1391 code for a protein of 447 amino acids. Lineage: Eukaryota; Viridiplantae; Streptophyta; Magnoliopsida; Poales; Poaceae. The transcript has a single exon.
UCCACUAUCUCAUCACAUCACGAUCAAGUCACACACAGCCCACGACGAUGAUGCACCGUGCUACGAUCGUCGGCGUCGUCGCGCUUAUCGGCGUCCUUCUCGUCGGCGGCGGGGUUCGAGCGCAGCCGCCGCAGCGGUUUGACUACCCGGCGGCGAGGGCGCCCACGACCUGGGCCAACACGGACGCCGGCCUGCCGCACCACGUGGUCUACACCGACGGCUCCGUGGCGCGCGUGGCCCUGCUGCGGCUCAACCCGGCCGGCUACGGCCCCUCCUACGCCUUCGGCUUCUUCUGCACCGGCCACGGCGCGGCCCCGUGCGCCGACUUCCUCCUCGGCGUCGCCGUCGUGUACUCCAACAGCGGCGCGCUCAUCACGUCCACCACGACCGGCGUCCCGCAGGUCGUCUGGUCGGCCAACCGUGGCAGCCCCUUGGGCGAGGGUGCCGCAGCGGAGCUCACGCCUGAGGGCGACCUCGUGCUCAGGUCCGCCAACGGCUCGGCGGUGUGGUCCGCCGGCACCAAGGGCCGGUCCGUCGCCGGGGUGACCAUCGGAAGCGACGGCAACCUCGUGCUGCUCGACGGGCGCAACGCCACGGUGUGGCAGUCGUUCGACCACCCCACAGACGCUCUACUCGUCGGGCAGUCACUCGGGCACGGUGCGCGGCUCACCGCCAAUACGUCGGCUGCUGACUGGCGCGACGGCAGGUUCUACCUCGCCGUCGAGGACGACGCCCUGAGCGCAUACGUCAACGCCACGCCGCCGCAGCGCUACUACCACCUCGGCUUCGGCGAGACCGCUGCCGGCGCCCACGCGACGUACACAAACGGCAGCCUCACGGUCUCCGCGCGGCCCGGAGCGCCGGCGCUGGCGACCAUCCAGCUGCCCACCGUCGUGGCCGGCACGGUGCAGUACAUGCGGCUGGAGCACGAUGGCCACCUCCGGCUCUACGAGUGGCGCUCCGGCUCGGGCUGGGCGCCGGUGUUCGACGUGCUGCGCCUCUUCCCGGACGGCGGCUGCGCGUACCCAACCGUCUGCGGCGCGUACGGCGUGUGCACGGACGACACGCAGUGCAGCUGCCCCGACGCGGCCAACUUCCGCGCGGUGGACUUCCGGAGGCCCAACCGCGGCUGCGUCCCGACGAAUCCACCGGCGACGUCCUGCGACUCAUCGUCGCGGGGGCAGCGCGCGCAGCACCGGCUGGUGUCGCUGCCGGGCACGGGCUACUUCAACGACCACGCCACGAGCAUGCGCGCCAUGGAGAGGGUGAGCGAGGAGGCGUGCAAGAAGGCGUGCCUGGACGACUGCGCGUGCGCGGCGGCGCAGUUCUACUACGGCCGCGACGCCGGCGACGGGUUCUGCUACCUGCAGUCGGAGGUGUUCUCGCUGUAGACAGUGCGGACGGAGGUGGUGCACUACAACUCCACCAUGCGUAUCAAGGUGCAGGCCAAGUCAGCCAGGAUCUGAUGAUGGCUCUCCUCAGCACUACACAUACAUGCAUCACGGCAAGGUUCACGAAAAAGUUUGUUACCAAUAAAGUUCUCGGUUAUUUGUACAAAAUCCGUUUAAUUAAUGUCGGACGUGAGAAUGACAUGAAUCUUUUCUCCAUUCUUUCUACGUUAAGAGCAUCUUCGAUAAGUCAUGUAAAAGGCUCCCUAAAAUGUAUUAUGCAGUGUGUCUCCGGCGGAUCUCGCACGAUUCGAAAAGUGGUUGUCUUUGAUGUAU